Molecule: messenger RNA, 1890 nt
Organism: Plasmodium coatneyi
Lineage: Eukaryota; Apicomplexa; Aconoidasida; Haemosporida; Plasmodiidae
Product: Thioredoxin reductase 2
Exons: 1
Coding region: 1-1890 (629 amino acids)
Biological process (GO): glutathione metabolic process; cellular response to oxidative stress; cell redox homeostasis
Cellular component (GO): cytosol; mitochondrion
Molecular function (GO): thioredoxin-disulfide reductase (NADPH) activity; glutathione-disulfide reductase (NADPH) activity; flavin adenine dinucleotide binding
Source: RefSeq, a predicted model, not a curated record
AUGAACAAAGCGCUUACCAGCCUGGCCAUAUCGUCCAUCAAGCUGGAAGCAUCACAGCAUCACUUCGUGAAGAAGGUGCGACUUUUUCUGCAUAGCAGUGGACUCCCCAGGGAAAGUAUCCUCCCCCGAGAAAGUAUCACCCCCCGGAGGGUAAUUGCACAAUUUAGCCAUCCAGUAAUAUACAAAAGUUGGCGUAUUAAGUUUCCCCAGAGGAGGAAUUUCGCCCAAGUGUUUCACAAACAAACGAUGAAUAGCGCAAACAGCGAGAAAAAAAAUUACGGACAUGUGCAGGCGGAAGGGAAGGACUCAUUGGAGAAGGGAGGAGCACACUCAAAGGGAAGUAACAACUACGAAUGUAAAUCCGAGGGGGACUACAAUUAUGACUACGACUAUGUGGUCAUCGGGGGAGGCCCCGGUGGAAUGGCGUCCGCGAAGGAAGCAGCGGCACACGGAGCGAAGGUACUCCUGUUCGAUUACGUUAAGCCAAGUAGUAAAGGAACCAAGUGGGGAAUAGGAGGGACGUGUGUGAAUGUAGGCUGUGUGCCAAAAAAGUUGAUGCACUACGCAGGAAAUAUGGGUAGCCUUUUCAAGAUGGACUCUACUCCAUACGGUUGGUCUUAUAACAAUUUAAGUCACAGUUGGGGGAAGCUAGUUAGCACGGUUCAAUCGCACAUACGUUCUCUAAAUUUUAGCUACACGACAGGACUGAGGUCAUCUAAGGUGAAGUAUAUCAACGGAUUAGCAACCCUGAAGGAUGAACACACCGUGUCGUAUUACCUGAAGGGAGACCCAUCCAAGGAAGAGUCCAUCACGGCAAAGUAUAUUCUCAUCGCUACUGGAUGUAGACCCCAUAUCCCCGAAGACGUGGAAGGUGCAAAAGAACUUAGCAUAACGUCAGAUGAUAUUUUUUCUAUGAAAAAGGAUCCAGGAAAGACGCUAGUCGUUGGAGCAUCUUACGUUGCUUUGGAGUGUGCAGGGUUCCUGAACUCGUUAGGAUAUGACGUCACUGUUGCGGUGAGGUCCAUCGUAUUGCGUGGGUUCGAUUCUCAGUGUGCACUCAAGGUAAAGACUUACAUGGAGGAGCAGGGGGUUCUCUUCAAACAAGGAGUUCUUCCGAAGAAGUUAUCCAAAGUGGAGGAAGAAAAAAUAUCUGUUCUGUUCAGCGAUGGAACGAGUGAACUGUUCGACACCGUUCUCUACGCAACGGGAAGGAAAGGAGACAUCGACAUGCUGAAUCUGGACCAGCUCAAAAUCCAAGUUAAUAAAAAUGUGAAAAAAAUUAUUACCAACGAUGUUAGCUGUACUAAUAUUCCAAACAUUUUUGCCGUGGGGGACGUGGCUGCAGAUGUUCCUGAGUUAGCGCCUGUAGCUAUUAAGGCGGGUGAGAUCCUAGCCAGGAGGUUAUUUAACAAGUCACAAGAAAUCAUGGAUUACACAUUCAUACCAACGUCCAUUUAUACACCCAUUGAAUAUGGAGCCUGUGGUUACUCAGAAGAAAAAGCAUACGAAUUGUUUGGCGCAUCCAAUGUAGAGGUGUUCCUCCAAGAGUUUAACAACUUAGAAAUAUCUGCAGUACAUAGGGAGAAACAUGUUCGAGCUCAGAAGGAUCAGUACGACACAGAUGUGAGUAGCACCUGCUUGUCCAAACUCGUUUGUUUAAAAAAUGAGGACAAUCGGGUGGUUGGCUUUCACUAUGUGGGUCCUAAUGCAGGAGAAAUUACACAGGGUAUGGCUCUCGCAUUGAGACUGAAGGCUAAGAAGAGCGAUUUUGAUAAAUGUGUUGGCAUUCACCCGACUGAUGCUGAGUCGUUCAUGAACCUCACCAUCACGCGGUCGUCUGGCUUGUCCUUUGCCGCCAAGGGGGGCUGCGGCGGGGGCAAGUGCGGCUAA